UCCGCCACCGGGGCCCCGCUGCUGCCACUACCGCCCUGCCCCGGCACCCUGGGGAGCCGUCUGAGGAUGGUUCCCCCACCACCUGUCAGCAAGCCCCAUGUGUGCAUCUCCACUGUGCUCAUCAUGACCAGCCUCAUCCUCAUGGAUGCUUACCUGGUGGAGCAGAGCCAAGGCUCCAGGAAGUUGGGCAUCUGUGUCAUGGUGGCAGUGGGUGACAUGUGCUUCCUGCUGGUGCUCCGCUACGUGGCCAUCUGGGUUGGGGCAGAGGUAAAGACAGCUAAAAGGGGCUACGCCAUGAUCCUCUGGUUCCUGUAUGUCUUUGUUCUGGAGAUCAAAGUCUACUUUGUAUACCAGAACUAUAAAGCUGACCGGAAAAGCCUGGAUCUCAUAGCCCGCAAAGCACUGACCUUGCUGCUCUCCAUCUGCAUCCCAGCCCUGUAUGUGUUGUUGGUGGCCACAGAGCACAUGGAGUACGUCAGGACAUUCAAGAAGAAGGAAGAUCUCCGCAACCGCCUCUUCUGGGUCAUUGUGGACAUGCUGGAUGUGCUGGACAUCCAGGCCAACCUUUGGGAGCCCCAGAAGAAGGGGCUGCCACUCUGGGCUGAGGGCAUCAUGUUCUUCUAUUGCUAUAUCUUGCUCCUGGUCCUCCCUUGUGUGUCCCUCUGUGAGAUCAGCAUGCAAGGGAUCAGCAUCAUGCCGCACCGCAUGAUGCUAUACCCUAUGCUGAGCAUGCUCACUGUCAACAUCACCACCAUCUUCAUCCGAGGCAGCAACAUGAUCUUCUUCAGGGACGCCCGGGUCUCCAGCAUUUUCAUGGGCAAGAACAUGCUGGCCAUUGGGCUGAAGGUCUGUAUGUUUGUACAGUACCAGCGACACCAGCACCAUGCAUCCCUGGGGCUGGAUCUGGCCCUGCAGCACAGCUCCCAGGCGCAGACCUCCUCAGGACUACACAAGUCCCGGGACCAGCCUGCCUGCCCUGAGAAGCUGGCUCAGGACAACACAUGACAAGUCAGCAGGAGCCACAGCCUGGGCACUGCCAUGCUUGGCCAUACCUGCAAAUGAGGUGGGCUGCUAAGCACCCCACCUGGACAGAGGGCAAUGAGCUAGCUCCCUCCCUCCCUGAGCAAGGCUGCUCCAGUACCCAAGGGUCGCAUGGCAAGAGUCCCCCCUAGCAGCUUCUGUCAGGCUGCAGAGCAGUUUGGGACCUCAGCACCCCACUGAUAUGGGCAGCAGAGCAGAGAAGGAGGCCAGGUUUGCCUGCUGCACCCUGUGUUUGGCUGAGGCCCAUCAGUGCUCUCCACAGCACUGCCACAGCCAGGACUCAAGCCAGAGGGCUACUGAGAGACACUGUGGGUCACCUGCACCACUGCUGGGGUUGGCCCUGGCUCCAGCGUAGUGCUUGGCAGCAGCCUUGAGUCCUGUGGCAUGAGCCAAGGGUCCCUGUGCUGAGGGACUGAGGCAUGGGCCCCCCUCUGCCUGUCACCCCUCUUGGCCAUCUGCAGGUGUGGGGGGGCUCAGAGAGAAUGACCGUCCUUUUUGUAUCUCCUUCUUUGCAAUAAAA
Molecule: messenger RNA, 1561 nt
Organism: Calypte anna (Anna's hummingbird)
Lineage: Eukaryota; Metazoa; Chordata; Aves; Apodiformes; Trochilidae
Product: transmembrane protein 121
Exons: 2
Coding region: 67-1005 (312 amino acids)
Source: RefSeq, a predicted model, not a curated record